AUGCAGCCUUCGGAACAUGGACAACACGGCUUCGGCACGCUCGCUGUACACGCUGGGUCUCCCCAUGACCCUACUACUGGUGCUGUGAUCGAGCCUAUCUCUCUUUCAACGACAUAUGCUCAGACUGCCGUCGGUCACCCUGUUGGCGCAUACGAAUACACUCGCAGCUCAAACCCCAACCGUGACAACUUCGAGAACUGCAUUGCAGCUCUCGAGAAGGCCAAGUACGCUCUGGCUUUCAGCUCUGGAUCUGCAACCACAGCCGUCAUCCUCCAGUCUCUUGCUACUGGCUCUCACGUUGUCAGUGUUUCUGAUGUUUACGGUGGCACCCACCGUUACUUCACCAAGGUCGCUAAGGCCCACGGUGUCCAUGUCACAUUCACCCCUAGCAUCGAGUUGGAUGUUGAGGCUUUGAUAAAGCCCGAGACCAAGCUCGUUUGGAUCGAGACACCAUCAAACCCUACUCUUUCUCUGGUUGACAUUUCUGCUGUUGCUGCUGUUGCCCACAAGCACGGUAUUCUCGUCGUUGUUGACAACACAUUCAUGAGUCCUUACAUUCAGAACCCUCUCGAGCACGGCGCAGACAUCGUGGUGCACAGUGUUACCAAGUACAUCAACGGCCACAGCGAUGUCCUCAUGGGUGUUGCAGCCUUCAACAGCGACGACCUCAAGGAGCGCCUCGGUUUCCUUCAAAACGCCAUCGGUGCCGUUCCCGGAGCAUUCGACUGCUGGCUUGCACACCGUGGUGUCAAGACUCUGCACCUCCGUGCCCGCGAGGCCAGCCGCAACGGCAAGAUGGUCGCCGAAGCUCUGGCUGCAUCUCCUUACGUGCGUGCUGUCAACUACCCUGGUUUGGACUCUCACCCUCAGCGUAAGAUUGCUCUCAAGCAACACAGAGACGGUCUUGGUGGUGGCAUGCUUUCUUUCCGUAUUCAAGGCGGCAAGUCUGCUGCUGAGCGUUUCUGCGCAGCAACCAAGAUCUUCACUCUGGCUGAGAGUCUUGGUGGUGUUGAGAGUUUGGUCGAGCUCCCUGCUAGUAUGACACAUAUGGGUAUUCCCAAAGAACAAAGAGAAGCUGCUGGUGUGUUUGAUGAUUUGGUCAGAAUCAGCUGUGGUGUUGAGGAGGGUGAGGAUCUGGUCAAGGAUGUCAUGGCAGCUCUGGAGAAGGUUGCAGGAGAGACCAACGGCGUUAAUGGGCACGGUAGUGCUUAG
Messenger RNA from Aureobasidium melanogenum CBS 110374, 1212 nucleotides. Its product is annotated as cystathionine gamma-lyase. Lineage: Eukaryota; Fungi; Ascomycota; Dothideomycetes; Dothideales; Saccotheciaceae. The record is from RefSeq and is a predicted model, not a curated record. Bases 1 to 1212 code for a protein of 403 amino acids. Gene Ontology annotation, molecular function: cystathionine gamma-lyase activity; pyridoxal phosphate binding. Gene Ontology annotation, biological process: transsulfuration. The transcript is spliced from 2 exons. Gene Ontology annotation, cellular component: cytoplasm.